AUGAACCCUGUCAACACCAAACCAUACGCUUUGCCAGCGGAAGCAACUUGGUUGAUUACCGGUUGUUCCUCUGGCAUCGGCAAGGCACUUUCAACUUUGAUUGCAAGCAAGCCGUCAUAUCGUUUGAUCGCCACAGCCCGCAAGCCUGAGGACUUAUCUUACUUGCCUGAAAACAAUGCUAAUAUCCUCAAACUACCCUUGGACGUUACUUCUCCCACUUCAGUCAAUAAAGCCUUUGAUGCCGCAGCAACUCACUUCGGCCAAGGCUUUCACCUAGAUGUAGUCAUCAACAAUGCCGGGUACUCGCUCUCGGGCGACACAGAGUCAGCAACUGAGGAGGAGACGCACCUGGAGAUGGAGACAUUGUUCUUUGGCGCUGCACGCGUGACUACACGGGCUAUUGGCAUCAUGCGGCAGCACCCAGAGCACAGAGGCGGCAUUAUCUUCAACAUUUCAUCCCUUGCCGGCCAGCUCGGCUUUCCGGGCCACGCCUACUACCACGCGGGCAAAUGGGCACUCGAAGGGUGGUCAGAAUCUGUAGCGAGGGAAAUGCACCCCGACUGGAACAUUAAUUUCUGUAUCUUGGAGCCCGCUGCCGUCAAAACCAACUUUGAGGGUCACAGCAAGGCCCGUACUGCCCCACAUGCGGCUUAUGCAGCGGCUGAUAUGCCCGCUCGUAUACUGGAGAAGUAUGUGAAUGCGGGCCUCAAAAAGGGAGUUGGGGCAGAGCCUUCUGCUGUUGCGGAAACAAUACAUGGGAUUGCAAGCUCCGGAGGGAAAAUUCCGCUGCGUGUUCCUUUGACUGGCAACGCGUGGAACAUGAUCAGGGGUAAAUUUGAAAGCUUCUUAAACGACCUUGAUGAGGUCAAGGAGAUCAGUGCUAUGGGGCAGCCAAUUUGA
This is a messenger RNA of Colletotrichum truncatum, 900 nucleotides long. RefSeq names its product short chain dehydrogenase. NCBI's taxonomy places the organism in Eukaryota, Fungi, Ascomycota, Sordariomycetes, Glomerellales, Glomerellaceae. The record is from RefSeq and is a predicted model, not a curated record.